AUGCUGCUCCGCUCAGGCCAUAAAAAGCCAUAUGAAGUGUCCCGCCAUCGAAGGCAGUCUCUUAAGAAGCAACCUGUGCUUAGAAAAAUGAAAACACUUCCUGGAAAUUCAGGCUUCUGCGCGAAAUCUUGCUCUGGCUCCGACUUCCCACUGGGCUCUAUUCCCUACUUGUUUAGUCUGCGACAAACAGUGAAAUGUUAUAUACUAACUGAAGAUUCAAAAACAGUGCAUUUUGACAUAGAUGAAGACGGUCAUCCUGAAAUAUCAAUCAAGGAUUCACAGUCCCAUGAAGACAUUGCGUGGUUAAGCGUGUUUACGAGGAAUGAAUCAGAAGUUAAUGAUUCUAAAAAUUUGGUGAGCCUUACUCAGAGAUCAAAGCUUAAUGAAUUUGUCCUAUUGUGCAACGGUAAGAAGCACCUCUCUCUGAAGGUCUUAAAAGCAUCCUGUUCGGAGCCAGAUUAUCCUUCAGUGGAAAGGUGCAACAUGAAAACACGCAACCAUGAAGAUCCUGACUUCAAACAGCUGAAUGACGAUAAUAACUUUUUCAUCAUGCAUUACCAAGGAGAUUCAGUACAGUUCCAAUGCUAUGAAGACAGAAGUUACUAUCUGCAUGUGAAUGACGACUCACUUGAUAUUUGUAAGCUGGAAAACAAAGAACCCAAUGAGGACAAAAACUUUUACUUCAGGGUGUCAUAUUUACAGGAAAAGUAACUUGUCUACCUUUCUGUUGCCUAAGUGCCCACACUCCUACAAAGAGGAGGAAGUUUGAGAUCAACUAAUUUCUGGUUUGGCUGAAAUCUUACCUUUACUUAAUUUCUGAGUCACAAACAUAUUUUAUUUCUCUACUUGCAACAGCAAAAGAGGAAGGCUAAGUUUGAAAAACAUACCAAGUGA
Messenger RNA from Myiozetetes cayanensis, 894 nucleotides. RefSeq lists its product as uncharacterized. The record is from RefSeq and is a predicted model, not a curated record. NCBI's taxonomy places the organism in Eukaryota, Metazoa, Chordata, Aves, Passeriformes, Tyrannidae. The coding region runs from base 1 to 711 and encodes 236 amino acids. The transcript is spliced from 7 exons.